This is a messenger RNA of Physella acuta, 3649 nucleotides long. RefSeq names its product hexosaminidase D. Gene Ontology annotation, biological process: carbohydrate metabolic process. Lineage: Eukaryota; Metazoa; Mollusca; Gastropoda; Physidae. Gene Ontology annotation, molecular function: hexosaminidase activity. The record is from RefSeq and is a predicted model, not a curated record.
UGGGAAGAAGAGGCAGCAUGAGAGGCCGAUCAGGAAUCGUAUUUGUAGUUCUGUUUGCAGUUGGUCUCGUUAUCUUUUAUAUUUCAUGGAGGUCUUUAAUUUCACCUGAUGUCACCCCCAAAGAUAAUUUAUCUCCCCAAAUGAACCUUGGCAUUAGCAGUAAAGACCUUAAAAUCGGAGACAGAGCUUUUGUGAUGAAUAAUAACAGAGAAAAUCAACAAGUAAACAGAGGCUUUGAUAAUAAAUUACAGCAAGAUAUUUUCUCAAACAAAGAGCUGUUACACCAGGGCAAUCCACAUAACAGCAGAUAUGAUAUUUUACCAUCAGAAAAUGAUGAAAAACAGUCCUUGGAAAAUAAUAUGUUUAGAAAGAAGGAAAAAGGGGUUCCGGAAGGAAAUUAUCGCACUUUUGAUGAAAUAAAAAGCCCUGUUAGUUCAAUGAAAAGAUUGGUCCACCUAGAUUUAAAAGGAGCAGCACCAAAAAUGAACUAUUUAUUGGACUUAAUUCCAGUAUUGUCUAAACUAGGAGCCACAGGUCUUUUAGUGGAAUAUGAGGAUAUGUUUCCCUACUCUGGAAUGUUAUCAAACAUUUCAGCCUUGAACUCUUAUACUGUGAAAGAAAUAAAGGAUUUCCUGGAAAAAGCAAAUAGUUAUAAAAUGGAGGUUAUUCCGUUAAUUCAAACUUUUGGACAUAUGGAAUUUGUUCUCAAGUCAGUUUUCAAGGAUCUGAGAGAAACCAAAAGCACUCCUCAAGUAAUAGAUGUUACUUCUGAGCGAUCUUAUAAAGUUAUAGGUGAAAUGGUGAAACAGAUUUUGGCUGCUCAUCCGAGUACUUCUUAUUUACACAUUGGUUGUGAUGAAGCAUAUGAAUUUGGUCGUGGUGCAAGUUCUACAUACUUGAUAUCUAAAGGACUUUCUAAGCAUGAAAUGAUGAUAAAUCAUUUGGUAAAAGUAGCUGAAAUAGUCAAAAAGUUUGGGGACCAAAAAGUUGUACCAAUAAUUUGGGAUGAUAUGAUCAGGGAAGUUAGCAGUGAAUCAAUUAAGAAAGCUGAAUUGCCAUCAUUGGUUGAAAUAAUGGUUUGGAACUAUGGGGAUAAUGUUUUUGACAGAGUUAACAUGACCAUCUGGAAAAAAUAUGCAAGUCUUUUCAAAAAUGUAUGGAUCGCAUCAGCUUUUAAAGGGGCAUCUGGGAGCCGACAGUUUUUUGCUGAGCCACAGUACUACUUGAAAAAUCAUUUCAGCUGGCUAGAGGUGAUUUCUGCUUUGACCCCGGAAAUGAGGUUCAAGGGCAUGGCUUUGACAGGCUGGUCACGUUACGACCACUUUGCAACUUUGUGUGAGCUGCUACCUGUCAGUAUUCCAAGUCUGGCUGUUUGUCUUCAGACAAUGCAAAAUGCAGGAUUUACUCCGGAUAUUCAUUCAAAUGCAAGCAAGAUAAUACAAUGUGAUUCUCUAAUAGAAAUGGGUGUUCCAAAGAUAGAUAAACAUACCAAACUUCCAAAGAUUACUCAAAGUUGCAGAUUUCCUGGACACGAGCUUUACCAUUCAGUCCAAGAGCUGUAUGCUUACACAGAGAUGAGUCAGAAGCACAGGAUUGAUGGCUGGUUGUCUGAUUACCAGUUAGCUCACAAUUUUUCAAAUCCUGGUCAGCUUACUGUGAUGAGUAUGGGAUUAAAUAAGCAGAGGAAUUUUUACUUGCAAGUAUCAGUACCAUUAAAGUUUUAUCUUAGUAAGUACUUUGCUGAUGAUGUGGUAGAUGAAUGGAUGGAUGAAAAUGUGGAAGAAAGAAAAAGAUAUAUUGAUGAACUUCAGAAAAAGAUCCAGCGUUUGCUAGUACCUAAUGUUUGGAGUCGGCACCCUCUUCCACGUGUGCAAAUUGCUUUGCCUUUUGAUAAUGGACUCUCAAAAUUCGGUUCAAAACAGAAAUCAUCCAUCAAUGGUUUUGAAAAGCAAAGAAAUGCCCAAAUGGAAACACAAAGUUUGAAUUUCUCUGAGAAGAGAGAGAAAGUGAAAUUAAUUAAUGCAGAUGAGAGGCUGAAAGAAAAUGAAGUGACCAGAACAGAGGAUAAGUAUAGUUUGGUAAAAAAUGACACAAGGUAUUUAGGAAGAAAGUCUAGAAGAUUUCCUGCAAAACAAAACAUUUCUGCUAAUAACUUUCAAGACAUAAGCACUCCAAGUCAGCCAGUUUAUAGUAAAUACAAAGACAUUAUUCAACCAAAACUUGAUGAAGAUAUCCCAAGAAGUAAGGAUAAAACGGGCAAGCCUUACAAAAAAAGGAAAGAAAUAAAAGGGUAUUCAGGGUCGAUACAAAAUGAAAGGCGUGCAAAAAUGAACAACAUACCAGCGCAAAAAGUGAGAGGUGCUGCUGUAAGCUCUGAUGCAUUAAAAGAGGUUGAGGAAGCAAGUAAACUGUCAAACUAACAUUUGGGCAAAGUAAAUAUUAUGUAACCAUUAGAUUAGUGUUGUAAACAGCUAUCAGGAAAUUUUUGUAGUUAAAUAACUGUCACAGUAAAAUAUUGAAACUGUUGUACUGUAAUGCUUGCACUUCUUUAAAUAUUAAACUGUCUUCAAAAAUUAAUUUACAUUCCCAUUAUGAAUUGAUAUUUGAUAUGUUUAAUGUUUUGAAUGUCACUUUAGAUUAACUUAAACACAAGAAAGGUAACAUCAGGUUAACCUUGUACUAAGUAUCUGGAAUCUCUCUAGCCAUCAAAAUAAGCAUACCUUUUUCAGAAAAAAAAGUAUACCCUACUACAUUAUAAAAGUUAGAUUGACAUGUCCUAGAAGAGCCUAGGAGGAUAGUCCAUUUUUAAAUUAACUGAACAGUUGAAAUUACUGUUCAUUUGUGAGAUUAUAGAUGUUUUUGCUUUGUUCAAGAAGUAAUGCAUUGUUUGUUAAUAUUAUGUUUUUUAAUGUAUUUUAUGCUUCUUACACUAUGCUUAUGAACAAAUGCAUAAGAUUUUUAGUUCUGGACAUAAAGUGAACUUAUAAAGUGAAAAAAUGAGUAAUUAACCAUCCAUGUAAAUAUUAGGUGUUGUGUAAAAAUCAGCUUAUGUACUUUUUGUACUCUUCGCUUCUUUGCAAGGUCUGUUUUUUUUUUAAAAAAAAGAUAAAGUGUAUUGUGUCAUCAGUAUCGGCUAUUUAAAAAAAUGUUUAAUUUAUCUUGUUGAUACUUUCUUCAUAUGCCUAGCCAGCUGCAAGAAUUUUGACAAACACAUAAUGUAAAUAUUUAAAUCAUAACAAAUUCAAACUUAACAUUUGAUGCUGACAGUUAAUUGUUUCAGAAUGUUUUAAGUAUUUUGAUGAAACAGUGAUUGGAGAAAUUAGAUGAGAAAGGUUUUUUUUGUUUACCUUUCUUCUUAGAUAGGUUAAUGUGAUAUUUCUGUACAAUAUAAAAUUGAUUUUCAAAGUAGCCAAUUACAAGAGCAAUUCUAGACUGAUUAACAAUGUUUCUUUGUAUACAAAAGCUUUUGCUGAUAUAAUUUGAUGUUGCUUUUUUAAAAUUUAAAUUUGUAAUGCUUUUUGCAUUUAAUAUAUUUGGCUUAUAACAUGUAUUAAUUUUUGACUAUUCAAACAAUUUUUGUAUGUUUUUUUAAAUAUUUGUUUUUUCCACAUUCCAUUUUGUUUCAACAAUAAAUAUUUGUAUUAAAGUU